CAUUUGAGUCUGACAGGAAAGAUUAGAGCAGUUUUCAAGCAGGUGCCUGAGAAAACUAAAUUUAUUUCCAAAUUUAUCCUCACUGAUGGUCCCACAGCAGGAAAAUGCCUGAAGCUGAAGUUCUUUACUCUGAUAUUAAGUUCAAGAGAGUGAGGGGAAAAACAGACGUGGCCACACCCUCUACGGAUGAACCCACUUAUUCCGAAGUCAAGACCUCAAAAGCUCAGCGACCUGCAGAGCUGCCUGGCUCCAAACAACCUGCAGCAUCAAACAGGCGAUCGGGGGUCACAUCGGAGCGAGUGGCCCUGCUGGUCCUCAGUGUUCUCCUGACAGCUGCCGUCACAGCUCUUGGUGUAACCCUUCAUGAAAAUACUCAAACCAAGAAGAGUCUCCAAAAGAGUCAAGAUGAGGCAAAAAAUCUCACAGUUGAAAAUACUCAAACCAAGAAGAGUCUCCAAAAGAGUCUCCAAAAGCUUCAAGAUGAGGCUAAAAAUCUCACAGUUGAAAAUACUCAAACCAAGAAGAGUCUCCAAAAGAGUCUCCAAAAGCUUCAAGAUGAGGCUAAAAAUCUAACAGAAAUACUCAAUAAGAGAGAACCGUGCAAAGUGGAGCAGCCAUGUAAACCUCCUCCAGUAAGAAAGGAAACAUGUCCGAGGUGCGAGGACGGCUGGGAGCCACAUGGAGGAAAGUGCUACUUCUUCUCCUCAGUUACUUUAAACUGGACUCAGAGUAGAAGACAAUGCAAAUCAAUGAGAGGAGACCUGGUUGUGAUAAACAGCAGAGAGGAGCAGAGAUUCCUGGUGUCUAAAGUGAGUGAACAAAUGGAAACUGAUGAGGUAAAGUUCUGGAUCGGACUGACAGACUCAGAGAGAGAGGGUGAAUGGCUUUGGGUGGACAACACACGACUGAAUGAAAGUUUGACGUUUUGGCGUGAGGGCGAGCCAAACAACGUGAAAGGGGAGAAUCCUGAUGGAGAGGACUGUGUGACGAUGUGGGAGAAAGACGGAGUCACGAACCUGAAGACCUGGUUCGAUCAAUCCUGCAAAUCAUCUAAAAAAAGUAUUUGUGAGAAAACAGAAAGUUGGAUCAGAUUGAGCUCGAGUCCUCAGCCACUUUCACAAACUGAGGCAUGAAUCUUUGUUAAUGAAGAUCUUCUUCAGACAUAAACCACUUUGAAUAAUAUCUAGAGUCUCUUAUGUUCUUCAGUUUCCUUGUUAUUUUAAAGUGACGUCUACUCCUCCCUCAUAUAAAAUCUAUGAAUAUUAAA
Molecule: messenger RNA, 1267 nt
Organism: Platichthys flesus (European flounder)
Lineage: Eukaryota; Metazoa; Chordata; Actinopteri; Pleuronectiformes; Pleuronectidae
Product: C-type lectin domain family 4 member E-like
Exons: 10
Coding region: 105-1133 (342 amino acids)
Source: RefSeq, a predicted model, not a curated record